Molecule: messenger RNA, 1629 nt
Organism: Hyphopichia burtonii NRRL Y-1933
Lineage: Eukaryota; Fungi; Ascomycota; Pichiomycetes; Serinales; Debaryomycetaceae
Exons: 1
Coding region: 154-1563 (469 amino acids)
Biological process (GO): transmembrane transport
Molecular function (GO): transmembrane transporter activity
Source: RefSeq, a predicted model, not a curated record
AAUCUAAUAUCAGAAGUAUUAUUGUGAAUAUAUAACACCGUUAUAACUGUUGCACUCAUCCGACGGUGCCUGGACUUCGCACCCGGACACCAGGCCCUGUUAUAAGAAGAAAGUAUCCCAAGCUAACGUUUGGGAACAACUACCCCCAUAAUCAUGAUCAACACCAACUAUACGUUCAAAAACCUACUCGCAUUCAACGUGAGUGGGUUUGCUUGUGUUGCGUUCAUUGUUUUUCUAACUUCCACUCAGCCAUUCUACCUAAAUGAAGUGCUAGACAUUAAUCACAAUUUAGGGAAUAUAAUUGGUAAUUUGGGUUUAAUUGAUGAAAUACUAUGCAUAUUAUCAAGUCCAUUGAUCGGAACUUUGAAUGAUCGGAUCAAUACCAGUUCUUGGAGAUUAAACGGGGCGAAAAUCAUUCAAUUCAUUGGAUUUUCAAUCAUCUCUCUCAGUUUAUUCAGUUACGCUAAAUUGAUUAAUUCUUUGAAUAAAAUGUAUUUUGUUAGAGGGGUUUUUGCAAUUGGAGUAACUUCAAUAAUGAGUAUGAUUCCUGUUUUACUAAAUGAAUUAUCAAAUUCGGAUUUUGAAUUCAAAAAAAUUGUCUUUUGGCGUCGCCGUCAUCACCAUCGAGAAUCAAAUGAAGUAUCUAAUAAAAAUGGUAAAUAUUCAGCACUAAUUGGUAUUUCAACAGGAUUAGGUGCUAUUUUCUCGGUAUCGAUGUUUUUAACUCUACCAGUGAGAUUAAAUGAUAACUAUCCAAACUUAUCUAAUAAAUCAAGCUUACAAUUAUCAUACUUAAUUCUUUCAAUAUUAUCAAUUAUAGUAGCAAUUUAUCUAUUGAUUUUCCUAUAUAACUCCAACAAAUCCAACAAUCAAGUUGUCAAUCCAGAAUCACAACCUCUCUUACCGUCAACAAAACCAAAUUACUUACAAUUAUUACACCAUGGUAUCAAAAUAUCUUCUAAUAAUUCUAAAAUUCAACUAAGUUUUGUUGGUUCCUUUGUUGCUCGUUCCACGACAGUUUUAACUGCGGUCUUCAUCCCCUUAUGGGUCUAUCAUUUCUAUCAUGAUUCUGGUAAAUGCGAUGCUCUCGACAAAAAUAAUUGCUACGAUGGUUAUAUAUUUGCAGCUAUUCUAACCGGAGUGGCACAAACCAUUGGAUUAAUUCUGUCCCCGAUCUGGGGGAUCCUCAUUGAUCAUCGUAAAGUCGGCUCAACCCUUUGUCUUUUACUCUCUUCCAUCCUAGGCUUGGUUGGCUGUUUUGGAAUUUGUUUCAACUCGAAUCUCGAUCCAAGAAACUUCCAUACUUUCUUCUUUGUCAGCCUCAUCUCCUCGCUGCAAAUCGGCUCGGUCAUCACCUCCAUGAGUCUCUUAUCCAGCCUACAAUCAGACACCUCCAUAGGAAGUUUAAGUGGGCUCUACAGCUUAUGCGGAGGCUUGGGGAUCUUGAUCCUCAAUAAAGUCGGUGGACUCUGGAGUGAUUCGUGGAUCUUGGCUCCCUUCGCUCUCUUGGGUGCGUUCAACAUCCUCCUCACCAUAACCUCCUCCUACAAUCUAUAUAAAUAAGUAUAUGAAUACAAGUAUAUGAAUACAAGUACAUGAAUACAAGGAAAAGACGUUAUUCUGUCAAAA